This is a messenger RNA of Hordeum vulgare subsp. vulgare (domesticated barley), 2566 nucleotides long. Its product is annotated as probable inactive receptor kinase At5g58300. The record is from RefSeq and is a predicted model, not a curated record. The transcript has 3 exons. The coding region runs from base 315 to 2237 and encodes 640 amino acids. Gene Ontology annotation, molecular function: protein binding; protein kinase activity; ATP binding. NCBI's taxonomy places the organism in Eukaryota, Viridiplantae, Streptophyta, Magnoliopsida, Poales, Poaceae. Gene Ontology annotation, biological process: protein phosphorylation.
GCCGCUGGCCGUUGGUUCUCGGAGCGUGAUUCUGGGCCUAGUCGGCGGCGGCGGCGCCCUGUUGUAGUUUGGAGGGGGGCGGUUGGUCGAUUCGCGGGGCGGCCAAGGAACGAGGCCGGAAUUCCCUUCACCGGCGCCGGAGAGGGGGGGAUUUGCGACGGGCCUUCUCGCCGUGCUGGCGUGCGCUCGCGCGGAGGAGGAGCAUGGCGCGGGUGGGAGGUGGCCGAGGCUGGGAUUUCUCGCGAGCAGGAGUGAAACAUUGAUGACCCUCGGAUUAUAAUUCUGGUUCUCCUUGUUCUCUGGACAUCCUAACAAUGCAACAUCUUUUGCUCAUAGCUUUUCUUUCCGCUUCUUUCUUCCUUCAUUACCCUCCUUGUGCCAAAGGAGCUGAUCUGAACUCUGACAAGCAAGCCCUUCUUGCAUUUUCUGCAUCUCUGCCUCAUGCAAGAAAGAUCAACUGGACCCUCACAACCCAGGUCUGCACAUCUUGGGUUGGGGUUACAUGCACACCAGACGGGAAGCGUGUUCGUAUGCUGCGACUACCUGCAGUGGGACUAUUUGGUCCUAUGCCCUCGAACAUACUUGGCAAGCUUGAUGCCUUAGAGGUGUUAAGCCUUCGGUCCAAUCGUCUUACUGUUAGCCUCCCCCCUGAUGUAGCAUCCAUUCCUUCUCUGCACUCUCUCUACCUUCAGCGCAACAACUUGUCGGGCAUAAUACCUACUUCACUAUCAUCAAAUCUAGCAUACCUUGACCUGUCGUACAACUCAUUUGUUGGAGAAAUCCCAUUGAAAGUGCAAAAUAUGACUGAGCUUACUGGGUUGUCUCUCCAGAACAACUCUCUUUCUGGACCCAUCCCUGAUCUUCACCUCCCCAAACUGAGAUAUUUAAACUUGAGCUACAAUAACCUCAGUGGGCCCAUUCCGGCUUCUCUGCAGAAGUUUCCAGCCAGUUCUUUCUUGGGGAAUGCUUUUCUGUGUGGGUUUCCCCUGGAAUCAUGUCCAGGAACCGCUCCUUCUCCUUCUCCUAAUGCACCACCUUCCCAGGAAAGCAAUUUGGAAAAGUUUUGGAGAAAGCAUCACAAAAUUAUCAUAAUUGCAAUACUUGCUGGAGGAGCGGCAAUAUUGUUGAUUUUGAUUAUCAUACUCGUGACAUGCAUCUGCAAGAGGAAGGGAGGCGGAGAGCCUGGCGCAGCUUCAUCAUCAUCCAAAGGAAAGGGUGUUGCAGGUGGAAGAGCAGAAAAAUCCAAGCCAGAAUACAGCAGUGGUGUCCAAGAAGCAGAGAGGAACAAACUAGUUUUCUUUGAGGGCUGUUCAUAUAAUUUCGACCUGGAGGAUCUGUUGAGGGCUUCAGCUGAAGUCCUGGGAAAAGGAAGUUACGGUACGACCUACAAAGCUGUUCUUGAGGAUGGCACGACGGUGGUGGUCAAGAGGCUAAAGGAGGUGGUGGCGGGAAAGAAGGAAUUCGAACAGCAAAUGGAGAUAAUUGACAGGCUUGGUCAGCACCAGGGUGUUGUUCCCUUGCGUGCCUUCUAUUACUCCAAGGAUGAGAAGCUCUUGGUUUAUGACUAUGUUCCACCGGGUAGCCUUUCAGCUGCUUUGCAUGGGAACAAAUCUGCUGGAAGAGCAGCACUGGACUGGGAGACGAGAGUGAAGAUAUCGGUCGGCGCGGCACGGGCGAUCGCCCACCUCCACACCGGAGCAGGCGGCAAGUUCAUCCACGGCAACAUCAAGUCGAACAACGUGCUCCUCUCGCGGGGGCUCAGCGCGUGCGUCUCCGACUUCGGCCUCGCGCAGCUCAUGGCGCCCCCCCACGUCCACCCGCGGCUCGUCGGGUACCGCGCGCCGGAGGUCCUCGAGAACAGGAAGCCGACGCAAAAGUCGGAUGUGUACAGCUUCGGCGUGCUGCUCCUGGAGAUGCUGACGGGGAAGGCCCCCCUCCGGUCCCCCGGUCGCGACGACUCCAUCGAGCACCUCCCGAGGUGGGUGCAGUCGGUGGUGCGCGAGGAGUGGACCUCGGAGGUGUUCGACGUCGACCUGCAGAGGCACCCCAACACCGAGAACGAGAUGGUGCAGCUGCUCCAGGUCGGCAUGGCGUGCGUCGCCGUUCAUCCGGACCAGCGGCCGAGGAUGGAGGAGGUGGUCGCGAGGAUCGAGGAGGUCCGGAGCUCCGGCUCCGGGACGACGACGAGGACCUCCCCCGAGGACAAGCCCAGGGAGGAGCACAUCCGGAUCACCUGACCUGACUCCUGAGGCGGCAAAAAGUUGGUCUGAUGCAGAUAAGUAACGACGUGCCAAGCUCUCGAUCGUUGUAGGUGGUAGUGCCGUUGAGCUCCUUAAUUACUUGCGCACAACGACUAUGAUACUAUUCAAUUCGAUUGCCCGCGUGUUAGUGAUUAAUCCAGUUUGCAUGCUACAUUGCUGCUAGGUAGCAAGUCGUCCUUGUUGAACGAUAUGUGUGCCGUGUGCGUGCAUGUAUAUCUUUGAUUGAUUCCGUUGUAACCUUCUCCCCCUAUUUUUCAGGCACGUAGACUAAGGGCAUAUACAAUGAGGUCUUGAUUCCGUUGUAA